AUGACAACCAAGGCGGAUAAAAAGCUGGUUGAUCUGCUGCAAAAGCGAGAGCGACUUGUGGCUACACGAGAGUUGGUUGAGAAAUUUGUGGCUGCAUACGAUCACGAAAAGCAUGUUAUCCAAAUACCGGUGCGACUAGAGACGUUGAACAGGACCUACAAGGAAUUCCUUUCCGUGCAGUCGGAAAUCGAGCAGCUGGACAAACCGGAAACCUUCAAAGCACAUCUAGCGGUGCGGUGCGAAUUCGAGGAUGCUUUUUGUGAAGCCAAAGGUUUCCUGCUCUCCAAGGCAGAUCACCACACAGCGCAUGCGGAUACUUCGUUGAACUCCAGCUUUACUCAUUCACAAGGACCGUCAACAUUCCAUCACAGGCUGCCCAAGAUUGAUCUACCCAAGUUCAAUGGAGACGAAUCAAGAUGGAUUUCAUUCCGAGACAACUUUGUUUCCAUGAUUCACAUCAACGAGGACAUCCCCGUAGUCAACAAGCUACAAUACCUGCUACAAUCGUUAGAGGAUCCCGCCAGAAAACAAUUCGAGACUGUUGAGAUUCAAGCAGAUAAGUACGCGCCGACCUGGGAGGAACUCUUAAAGAAGUACGACAACAAACGCUCGCUGAGAAAAACCCUAUUCCGAAGACUGUACGAGUUGCCAUCAAUGGAAGGCGAAUCAGCACAACAUUUGAACACGUUGGUUGACGACUUCCAGCGACAUGUCAAAGCCCUGGAGAAGCUUGGAGAGCCGAUCAACCAGUGGGAUACACCGCUCGUAUUUAUUCUCAGCGACAAACUGGAUUACGCUACCCUACGUGCUUGGGAACAGGACUCAAGCAAGAAGGAGGUGGUGACCUACGAGGAGUUGAUAGAGUUCCUGAACAACCACGUUCGCAUGCUGAAGUCUUUCGCAAGUGACUUGCAGCACCGUCAAACCGGCAAUGUCAAGGUGGCCGGCGCUAGUCAGAAGAAAUCCCAAUCAGUUAAGUUCAUCGCAAACGCAGCCACAUCGGAAACAAGGACGUACACACCGCAGUGUCCGUCAUGCUCGAAGCAGCACCUGUUAUACGAAUGUCCAGCAUUUACUAAGCUUGCAGUGAUCCAGCGUCGCGAGCUGGUCACCCAACGAAGCCUGUGCUGGAAUUGCUUCCGCCAAAAUCACCAAGCGCGUGCCUGCAGAUCGAAGUUCUCCUGCAGAAUAUGCCAAGCGAAGCACCACACGCUGCUGCACGACCCAGGUGCACCGGACCACACUCAAGACGCAGCUGUGGCUUCCAAUUCCACAGCUCCUCAACACAACCCGUCUACAACCAUUGGAACCUUUGGAUUAGGAAAUUCCUCUGAAACCAGCCUUCCAAUCGUAGCGAAGCAAGAUACGGUUCUUUGGAAACAGUAA
This is a messenger RNA of Culex quinquefasciatus (southern house mosquito), 1386 nucleotides long. RefSeq lists its product as uncharacterized. The transcript has a single exon. The record is from RefSeq and is a predicted model, not a curated record. The coding region runs from base 1 to 1386 and encodes 461 amino acids. NCBI's taxonomy places the organism in Eukaryota, Metazoa, Arthropoda, Insecta, Diptera, Culicidae.